Messenger RNA from Moneuplotes crassus, 1205 nucleotides. Lineage: Eukaryota; Ciliophora; Spirotrichea; Euplotida; Euplotidae. The record is from the annotation of a GenBank genome assembly.
AUGGCUGAUCCUGUGCCUACUGAACCCACUCCUUCAGAAAGAAGUGGGUCUGCGAGCAACUGUCCUAGUUCAAGGAUAGAUUUAGGUGGUGAUGGGGUCGUGGAGGAAGAAGAUGGAGGUCAGAGAGGUCAAAGAGUAGAGGUGGAGAAGGUAGAAGAUGAAGUUCAGCAACAAGGGGAGGGGAUAAAACCUCAAUCCCACAGAACCAGCUCCCCAUCUCUCAACGAAGAAUGUGAACAAUGGAAAACUAACAUCCAAUAUGAAGACACCGAAAAACAAUAUCACAUGUUCGAUGACCUUAAUCAAUAUGACCAGAAUGAAAAAUUAUUCAUUGAAACCUUUGAAGAUGAAUUAUCAGGUUACGAAAAUCAAGAUAUUGUGAUGAAAGAGGGUCCAGAUUCUUCAUCUGAUGUGGACUUCGAAGAUUGAGAAUAUCUGCAUCAGGAAUAUACAGAUGAAGAAAUUUUCACUUUAGAGAAAGUGGGAAUAAGUUUCAGAGAAAAGCUCCCUAAAAGUCAUAAAAAUGGUCAGAAAAAUGUUCAGAAAGAAGGUCUUUCUGAUGUUGAAAAGGAACUUCUUGAUCUACAUCACAAUUUGGCAGGAAACAAGCAGAGGAUAAUAGAUCAUCUCAUUCUUGAGCCUCAUUUGCUCCUCUAUUUUGGGAAGCAGAAAAUAACCAAUGAAGAGCUCGGCAGGAAACUUAAAAUCCUGAGAGCAAAACACCGAAGAAUAAAUGCAGCUGUAAAAGUCUGAGCAAUUAGUGCUCAAUAGAUGUGAAGGAGUAGGCUGAGACGAUCAAGGAACACAAUCACCAUAUUGUGAUUUGGAAGGUGUUAGGCAUUCAGACAAUUCUUAAAAGUCCAAAUGUCUGAAUACCUUAAUUUUGAAGGUGAAAGGAGAGAUUGGACAGAGACACAAAUUCUGGCUAAUCUUUUGUCAUUUUAUCGAUUGUUGUAUUAUGAUUCCUUAAUCUUUACAAUGGCUUAGUGGUUAUUUCACUAAAAAGAAUAACUAUAUCUCUUUAUAGUAUGAUUUCUAUGAUAAAGAAAUAUCCAACAAAAUGCAUUUUAGAUUUAGCUAUCACAAUAGGCCUAGCAGCAAUAUUGAUAGGCAUAACAAAACGACAAAAAUGACGAUCCCUGACCUAAUCUUGAAGUUCCCAUUUCUGUACCUCAGGCUAUAAACUUUAAUAAGAUCUUUCAAUU